Anarrhichthys ocellatus (wolf-eel) is the source of this 10035-nucleotide messenger RNA. It is a transcript of the gene fryl, whose product is annotated as furry homolog, like. The transcript has 52 exons. Lineage: Eukaryota; Metazoa; Chordata; Actinopteri; Perciformes; Anarhichadidae. Bases 283 to 8559 code for a protein of 2758 amino acids. Gene Ontology annotation, cellular component: site of polarized growth; cell cortex. Gene Ontology annotation, biological process: neuron projection development; cell morphogenesis. The record is from RefSeq and is a predicted model, not a curated record.
UAUAUAUAUAUUAUACCAUAUCAAACACCAAUGAACUGUUACUUUUUAUUACUGGCAUGCCACUAAUAAGUCCACAAGUGGAAGGUUGAACAGUUCAUUUUGUUUCAUUGCAGGAACAUAGUGUUGAUUUAUGCACCGUCACAUUGACGAGAUACUUCAGACUGCUCUUUUCAUAUUUGUUUAGUUUUUGCCUUUUAACAUGCAUGUUACCCCUCCCCCUCAACCCCUUCAUUCUUUGUCUCCUGUCAUGUCAUCUUUUUUUCUCACGUUGACUCGCUCCAGAUGCCGUCUAACAACAGCAUCCGAAAGCAGAUUGAGACGCUGCAGAACAAAGACCCCAAAAUGUCCCGCGUGGCUCUGGAGUCUCUCUACAGACUGCUGUGGGUCUACAUCAUCAGGAUCAAGUGUGAGAGUAACACUGUCACACAGAGUCGACUACUCAGCAUCGUUUCAGCACUUUUCCCCAAAGGCUCCCGGAGUGUGGUGCCCAGGGACACGCCGCUCAACAUCUUCGUCAAGAUCAUCCAGUUCAUCGCUCAGGAAAGACUGGACUUCGCUAUGAAGGAGAUAAUCUACGACCUCCUGUGUGUGGGCAAGUCUCACAAAACCUUCGCCAUCAACCCGGAGAGGAUGAACAUCGGUCUGCGAGCCUUCCUGGUGAUCGCCGACAGCCUCCAGCAGAAAGACGGCGAGCCUCCGAUGCCCACGACUGGGAUCAUCAUGCCCUCCGGCAACACCCUGCGCGUCAAGAAGAUCUUCCUCAACACCACCCUCACAGACGAAGAAGCCAAGGUCAUAGGCAUGUCGCUGUACUACCCUCAAGUCAGAAAGGCCUUAGAUAACAUCCUGCGACACCUGGACAAGGAAGUGGGACGCUCCAUGAGCAUGACCAACGUACAGAUGUCCAACAAGGAGCCCGAGGACAUGAUCACGGGAGAGAGGAAGCCAAAGAUCGAUCUGUUCCGUACGUGCGUGGCCGCCAUCCCGAGACUGAUCCCGGACGGCAUGAGCAGACAAGACCUCAUAGAGCUUCUAGCCAAACUGACCAUCCACAUGGACGAGGAGCUGCGUGGCCUCGCCUUCACCACCCUCCAGGCCCUGAUGGUGGAUUUCCCAGAGUGGCGUGAGGACGUCCUCUCGGGCUUCGCGUACUUCAUCGUGCGAGAGGUGACGGACGUCCACCCCACUUUGUUGGACAACGCUGUCAAGAUGCUGCUGCAGCUCCUCAGCCAGUGGAGGCAGGCGGUGCAGAGCAGCAAUAAGAGCCACGAUCCAAAGGGCUCAAGCAGCGGCCAUUCACUGCCCCUGGAGCGUACUCCUCUGUUGGGUGUGCUGCGCGUGGUGGAGGGUUUGGCUCUGGUGGUGCUAUGUAGCUGUCGUCCUGCUACACGCCGGCUGGCUGUUAACGUCCUCAAGGAGGUCCGUGCGCUGCACACAGCACUGGGCAUCUGCAAGGGGGAUGAGGAACUGGCCAUUGAUGUAAUGGACCGAUUAAGUGCAUCGGUGCUGGAGAGCUUCAUUCAUCUCACAGGAGCUGACCAGACCAACCUGCUGUACUGUCCCAGUGGCAUUGAUCUGCAGACGCUGGCGGAGUGGAGCUCAUCUCCCAUCAGCCACCAGUUCGACGUGGUGAGCCCCUCGCACAUCUGGGUGUUUGCCCACGUCACUCAGGGCCAGGACCCCUGGGUCAUCAGCUUCUCCAGCUUCCUGCGGCAGGAGAACCUGCCAAAACAUUGCCCCACCGCCCUCAACUACGCAUGGAUGUUUGCCUACACGCGCCUGCAGCUUCUGUCUCCACAAGUUGACAUCAACAGCCCCAUCAACGCCAAGAAACUGAACAGUCUGAACAGCAGCGACUCCUACAUCGGCCUCUGGAGGAACUACCUGAUUCUGUGCUGCAGCUCCGCCUCCUCCUCCCCCUCCAUGUCCUCCUCGUCCUCCACCUCUGGCUCCGUCCGCUGCUCCCCGCCUGAGACGCUGGCGUCCACGCCGGACAGCGGCUACAGUUACGAUUCGAAGAUUGUUGGUACUCCGUCCCCCUCCUCCCUCUUCAAACACAUCGUUCCAAUGAUGCGCUCUGAGAGCAUGGACAUCACAGAGUCUCUCGUGUUGGGGCUUGGCAGGACCAACCCCGUGGCCUUCAGAGAGCUGAUAGAGGAGCUCAAUCCCAUCAUAAAAGAAGCUCUAGAAAGAAGACCUGAAAACAUGAAGCGACGCAGGCGUCGGGACAUCCUCAGGGUCCAGCUGGUCCGGAUAUUUGAGCUGCUGGCUGAUGCUGGCGUCAUCAGUCAGAUAACCAGUGGAGGGUUAGAUGGAGAGAGCCACUCUCUGAACAGCACGCUGCUCGAGUAUGUUGAUCUGACCAGGCAGCUGCUCGAGGCCGAAAAUGACAAGGACUCUGACACGCUGAAGGACAUUCGCUGCCACUUCAGUGCACUUGUGGCCAAUAUCAUUCAGAAUGUCCCAGUGCACCAGAGGAGGACCAUCUUCCCCCAGCAGUCGCUGAGACACAGUCUGUUCAUGCUGUUCAGUCACUGGGCCGGCCCCUUCAGCAUCAUGUUCACUCCUCUGGACCGCUACAGCGACAGAAAUAUGCAGAUCAACCGCCAUCAGUACUGUGCACUAAAGGCCAUGUCUGCGGUGUUGUGUUGUGGCCCCGUAGCCGACAACGUUGGCCUCUCCUCUGACGGCUACCUCUACAAGUGGCUGGACAACAUUCUGGAUUCUCAGGACAAGAAGGUUCACCAGCUGGGUUGUGAGGCUGUGAUGCUGCUUCUGGAGCUGAAUCCAGACCAGAGCAACCUCAUGUUCUGGGCCGUGGACCGCUGCUACACCGGCUCUCGCCGCGUGGCGGCCGGCUGCUUCAGGGCCAUCGCCAACGUCUUUCACAACAGGGAUUACCAAUUUGACACUGUGGUGCUGCUGAACCUGAUUCUGUUCAAGGCGGCGGAUUCUUCCAGGGAGAUCUAUGAGGUGGCCAUGCAGCUGUUACAGAUCCUGGAGCCCAAGCUCUUCCGUUACGCCCACAAGUUGGAGAUCCAGCGGACGGACGGUAUCUUGACGCCUCCCUCACCGCUGCCACACCUCUACUCUGUGUCUUACUACCAGCUGUCUGAGGAGCUCGCAAGGACUUACCCAGAGCUCACUCUGCCCAUCUUCUCAGAGGUGAGCCAGCGAAUCCAGACUGCUCAUCCCGGCGGUCGUCAGGUCAUGUUGCACUACCUGCUGCCCUGGAUGAACAACGUGGAGCUGGUCGAUUUCAAACCGGCCGCACCGCGGCGACCGGAGGACUGCUGCGGCGGCGAGGAGGACGAGGACGCGCAUGAGCGGGACACCACGAUGGUCAACAGCCGCCGCUGGCUCCGCGGAGAGGGCUGGGGCUCCCCCCGCGCCACAACCAUGGUGCUCAACAAUCUCAUGUUCAUGACCGCCAAGUAUGGAGACGAGUUUGCCUGGUCAGAGAUCGAGAAUGUGUGGACCACUUUAGCAGACAGCUGGCCAAAGAACCUCAAAAUCAUUCUGCACUUCCUCAUCAGUAUGUCGGGAGUCAGCAGUGACCCCAGCCUCUUGCCCUACGUGAAACGAGUGGUGGUCUACCUGGGCAGAGAUAAGACUAUGCAGCUGCUGGAGGAGUUGAUGUGUGAGCUCGAGCUGACCGAUCCCGUUUGCUCAGCCGUCACUCACAUGGACAACCCGCCUUACUACCGCAUCACCUCCAGUUACAAGAUCCCCUCAGUCACCUCAGGAACAACCUCCAGCACCAACACCAUGGUGCCAGGAAACGAUGGUCAUCACGACACCAAGAUCAAAGACUCUAACAUGGAGGACAGUUACACCCACCUGGACAUCUACAGUGGUCUGAACAGCAACCUGAACCGCCAGCACCACCGUCUGGAGUCCCGUUACAGCAGCAGCUCCGGAGGCUCCUACGAAGAAGAGAAGAGUGACUCCAUGCCUCUUUAUGCUAACUGGCGUCUGAAGGUGAUGGAUCACAACCGUCCGGAGCCUCUUCCCUUCCCUCCUACGGGAGGCUGCUGGUCUCCUCUUGUGGACUACCUGCCAGAGACUAAUUCCCCUGGUGUGCCGCUCCACAGAUGUAACAUCGCAGUCAUACUACUCACAGACCUGAUUGUGGACCACGGGGUCAAAGUGGAGUGGAGUGCCUACCUGCACCUCUUGCUACAUUCAAUCUUUAUCGGGUUCGACCACCAGCACCCAGAAGUGUACGAGCACUGCAAGCGCCUGCUGCUCCACCUGCUCGUUGUCCAGGGAGCAAAUAGCAGCGUUCAGUCUGUGGCCAUGGUGCUGUUACGCAACCGAGACUACAACGAGCCGAGGGUCCUGACUGUGAAGCCGGUGGCUCCAGAGAUCAACCUCACAGGAGUGCAGGACAUUUUGUCAGACUGUCAGCCGUCUCCGAUGACGGACUCCGGCCUCAGCUCGUGCUCCACGUCCUCCAGCAUCAGUCUCGGUGCUGCCCUCCCCCACCUCUCCCCCACGCUCCUCACUGAGGGCGAUGCCACUGCUGAACAGGACGAGAAGGUCAAAUCUCUCAUCGAGUUCAUCACCUCCAGAAAACGAGGCCCGCUGUGGAACCACGAGGAUGUGUCGCCCAAGAACCCAAACAUCAAGAGCGCUGAGCAGCUGAGUGUUUUUGUCAGACACGUAGUGACUGUCUUCAAACAUUCCCCGUCAGGUUUCCAGCUGGAGUCGUUGCUGAGUGAAGUAGCCCUUCAAACGGCGCUGUCUUGCUCUUCUCGACACUACGCCGGCCGCUCAUUCCAGAUUUUCAGGGCCCUCAAACAACCUCUGACUCUCGCCACGCUGUCCGACAUUCUCUCUCGGCUGGUGGAGACUGUAGGAGACCCAGGAGAGGAGGCUCAGGGUUUUGUCAUCGAACUACUCUUGACUCUGGAGUCGGGCAUUGACACGCUAGCAGACACAGUCAAAAACUACGACCUCCUCACUGCCUUAGCACAGACCUCUGCCCGCGAUCACCUGUUGGGGCCAAAGUUUGCCACCAACAGGAAAAGCACCGGCCAGCUGAACCUGAGCAGCGGCGGUCUGUUUCAUUACGCUCACACGCGCAGCAACUCUCUUCGGGCGAGCCUGAUGGGCGAGCAGAAAGCCGACAGACGUCGGAGUAACACCCUGGACAUCGCCGACCGGCUCGGCGGCAGCCACGGGAACUUGGCACGCACGCGGAGCUUAUCCUCACUAGGUGGCGCCGGGGGUCCAGGAGGGGACGCCAUCCCCCCCGUGGACCCUUCAAACCUGAUGGCCACCGUGUUCUGGAUCGCCGCCUCGCUGCUGGAGUCGGACUACGAGUUCGAGUACCUGCUGGCCCUGCGGCUCCUGAACAAGCUGCUGGGCCAGCUGCCUCUGGACCGCGUCGACAGCAGGGAGCGUCUGGAGAACGUCCAGGCCAAGCUGAAGUGGUACAGCUUCCCCGGGCUGCUGCAGCUCUUCCUGAAGGGCUUCACCUCUGCUUCUACUCAGGAGCUCACCAUCCACCUGCUCAGCAAGCUCAUCAGUGUCUCCAGACAGACGCUGGUCGACCCUUCACAAGUGGCAGGUUUUCCUCUGAACAUCCUGUGCCUCCUACCACAUCUGAUCCAGCACUUUGACAGCCCGACCCCGUUCUGUAAGGAGACGGCCGACAAGAUCGCCAAGCUGUGCGCGGAGGAGAAGUCCGCCACGCUGUCCAACCUGGCCCACAUGAUGAGCCUGUACAGCGCACACAGCUACUCCCGCGACUGCACCAACUGGAUCAACGUGGUCUGUCGCUACCUCCACGACGCCUUCGCCGACAUAACCUUGAACCUGGUCACGUACCUGGCUGAGUUGCUGGAGAAGGGCCUUCCCAGCAUGCAGCAGUCCUUGUUGCAGAUCAUCUACAGCCUGCUGAGUCACAUCGACCUAUCGGCAGCCCCCGUCAAACAGUUCAACCUGGAGAUCAUGAAGAUCAUCGGCAAAUAUGUUCAGAGCCCUCAUUGGAAGGAGGCUCAGAACAUUCUGAAGUUGGUGGUGUCCCGCUCAGCCAGCCUCGUCGUUCCCGACGACGUGCAGCGCUCCUACAGCACCGAGUCGUGCGGCUCUCCAGAAAUUGCCUUUACGCGCAUAUUCAACAACUCUUCUAAGGAGCUGCCCGGCAAAACGCUGGACUUCCACUUUGACAUCUCAGAGACACCAAUCAUAGGGCAUAAAUAUGGUGACCAGCGCACUGCGGCGGGCCGGAAUGGAAAGCCGCAGGUGAUUGCCGUAACGAGGAGUACGUCCUCCACGUCGUCCGGCUCCAACUCAAAUGGUCUGGUGCCAGUAAGCUGGAAGAGGCCUCAACUCUCUCAGAGAAGAACCAGAGAGAGGCUGAUGAAUGUCCUGUCUUUAUGCGGCCCGGAGUCUGGCGUUCCCAAAAAUCCAUCUGUAAGACUCCUCUCCUACUCUAAAGCCUCUGACAAGGUGGUGUUCUCAUCCAAUGAGGAUCUGGACUCUGCAGACCAGCAGACCAGUCUCAUACCCACAGUGGAGGAGGAGGUCAGAGAAGAGGAGCUGCAGGGAGAAGACACGGGCAGCGAGCAGCAGUUUGGUGUCUUCAAGGACUUUGACUUCUUAGAUGUGGAGCUGGAGGAUGCCGAGGAGUUCCAGGGGGAGAGCAUGGACAACUUCAACUGGGGGGUGCGUCGUCGCUCCCUGGAGAGCAUGGACAAAGGGGACACGCCGUCUCUGCAGGAGUGCCAGUACGCGGGCAGCACGCCGAGCCUCAACCUCACCAACCACGAGGACACGGACGAAUCGUCCGAGGAGGAGGUACUGAGCGCUAGCCAGAUUCUCACCCGCUCUGGCCUUCUCAACAGCGACUCUGCCACCGACGACACGGCGUCCAACCACGUGGACUCCCUGCAUCAGUCUCAGGAGUCGUCCAGCGGCGCUCUGACUGAGGAGGCCUCCGUCCCGCCCUCCCUGCCCCCCCUCCGCUCCCUCCCUCGACUGGAUAGCCCCAAUUUGGAGAUGCCCCACUCAGACAGCACCAGCAGCCAGCUGCCUGAGGAUGCUGUGAGCGUGACGGCAGCGGACGACCUGAGCAGCAGUGUGAGUGAGGACACGGGGUUCUGCAGCGCCCCCCCUCUGCCCUCUGACCCGUCAGAGCUGUGUGACCUCCCAGACUCCCAGGACCCUCACGAUGCUCAGGAACCGCAGGAGACCCAGGACCCUCAGGAAGACCUGGAUCCAGCCGCCCCUCCCCCGCCGGCCAUAGACACUCCGCCGGGGUCCCUCUGUGAUGAGGACUCCCAAACGGUCCUCCCCCUAGCGCUGCCCUUGCCCAUGCCACCAGAGACUAAGCCAGACCCAGAUCCAGAUCCAGACCCAGACAGCACCUGUGGCUCUGGGUGGGAGGAGGACGUCACUCAGGCCCUGAAGGAGCUGGAUGAUCGCUGUGAGGAAGAGGAAGCCGACUUCUCUGGCAUGUCCAGUCAGGAUGAAGGUGACGCAGACUGCUUCCCGGAGAUCCAGGCCUCCCCCCCCCCUUCGCCCUUCCUCUCCGCCAUCCUGGCAGCGUUCCAGCCUGUCGCCUGUGACAAUGAGGAGGACGCCUGGCGUUGCCAUGUUAACCAGAUGCUGUCAGACUCGGACGGCUCCUCUGCUGUUUACACGUUCCACGUGUUCUCCAGACUCUUUCAGAGCAUGCAGAGGAAGUUUGGCUCCAUUACGCACUCGUCUGUUCGCUUUCUCGGGGAGCGGCUCCAGCGAAUGGGCAAUCAGUUCCUCAGCUCCCUGGAAGUCAUGACGUCUCGCUCGCAGUGCCCCACCGUGCUGCUGGAUGCAGAGACGCUGGUCUCUUGUGGACUGUUGGAGACUCUGAAGUUUAGUGUGCUGGAGUUGCAGGAACACCUGGACACCUACAACGCCAAGAGAGAAGCAGCAGAACUUUGGCUGGAGAACUGCAGGAAAACAUUUGGGGACAAAGACAGCAGCCUGAGACACAACACUCACGCACAGCAAAUGGAAAAUCUAGCAGAGCUGGAGUUGUGUCGCAGGCUCUAUAAGCUGCACUUCCAGCUGCUGCUGCUCUUCCAGGCCUACUGUAAGCUCAUCAGCAGGGUGGACACCAUCAAGAGGGAGGCAGAGGUGACCAACAUGUCUGAAGAACUGUCCAUCCUAGAGAGCUGCCUGAAGGAGGCAGAGACAGGAAGCAAUGGUCAGGAGGACGUGUGCAUGUCGGACUCUCCUCAGACCAACACGGAGUCGGCCAUCCAGUCUCUGAUCGAGACUCUGAGAGCCAGAGACUUCAGCUCUGCUCUCACACAAGUCAAAGUCUUUAGGUCUCUGUGGCCCAACGACAUCUUCGGCAACGAGACGGACGACGCGGUCCAGACCCUGCUGCACAUCUACUUCCGCCACCAGACGCUGGGCCAGACGGGCUGCCUGGCCGUGGUGGGUCCCAGCAGGGACCUCUCUCAGGCCAGCGGCCGCCUCACGGAGCUCAACCUGCAGAUCCGAGAGGCUCUGAGUCGGGCUCAGGCCUGCCAGACCACCACCAUGGUCAGCACUGGACUGUGAGAGCCGGUGGUUCUGGACUAGACUGGACUAAUAUUACCCCCCCGCUCUACACAGACCUCACCUCAGCUGUAGAGAGAGGGUAGACAGCGAGGGGCUCCAGAGGAGGACCAGAGACUCCACCUAAAGGGCUAACGGAUGAGUGGGAAUAACUGACUCUUAAUAUAUAUUAUUACGUAUGAAUGCUUAAAGCGAACAUCUUCUCCCGGACGAAGCCAACGUGCAAAAUUCAGUUGCAAUAAGUCGUGUGGUGGUUUUGUGGGAGAGGACGCAGUGGGACGAGAACUUUUAUUUUAGUUUCUUUUAGUUUCUUUUUUGCUGGAUUGAACCUGAUGGUCCGUCACACCGACCUCCUCCUCAGAGAGGGGGGGGGGGGGGGUAUAGCAGCAUGUAAACCGGUCGUAUGUGGGAGGACACGCCCUCAAGAUUCAUGAGCAACAUACAAGAGAAAGAAAAUCUAAAAUCUUGUUUAAGAAGUUUUCAACAGCAUGCUUGAAAGAGGAAAACAAAAAAGAAAAAGCACUGCAAGAAUAUUUUUUUGAGAAAUGUAUUUUUUAUUAGCGCUAACAUCCUAGGCUGUAAAAUGUUAGGAUAUGUAACAUUGUAGCCCUGUGGGACACGUUUCAAGCCUUUCAGGGAGUGUAAAAAGAGAAAUAUAUAUAAAUCUGUUUAUUGAUCUCUGCGCAAAAAAACAAACUCACUCUUUAACCAAAUAAGUAGCUGCCUUUAGAGAGUGUGUGUGUGUGUGUGGUUCUACACCACUCACACACACAUAGACUGGCUACAAGUCAUUAUGGAAACAUAACUUAUUUUACUCUGUAUAUAUUUUAGAAAAUGUAUAGUGUAAAACCAGUAUUUUUUCCCCCCCGUUGUACUUUUGUGUAAUGCACUGUUCAUCCGCGUAGGAUGUCUGUAUAAAGCUCACGUGAUGAGAGAGAAGAGUCUUUGAUGAUCCGCUCCGCCUUCCUCAUCCAUUCACACUUUCCCAAAGGCUGCCUCGGUUGGGUUUGGUUGUGGUCGGUCGGGGGGGGGGAUCUAAUGACCGCACCAACCCAACCAAGUCAUAUGCAUUCCUUUUUCCUCCACUGUGAUCCGCUUAAACCCUCACGAAGAGGACUGACUUUUUGUUUGUUUUUGAUCACGUUGCAAAGCAGCCCCUCCUAUUUUAUUGUUUUUGUCUGCGGGGGGGGGUAGAUGUAGUGGUUGAAGCGUUGCCGCCUCGUGCUGCUGUGACUUUCAUUAUCUGAAGGCUUUCUGGAGAUCUUGUCAUGGCACAUUGUAACACGUCACUGUACUCAUUCCUCAGCUUUGUUCCCCUGCUUGUCUGGUACAUUUUGAAUGCUGUUCUUAAUUAUUUAAUGAAUAUAUUAUUUACCUGGAAGAUGUUUUAAUGUAGAGGUGCAUUAUACAUUUCUUUUGUUUUUUCUUCACUCACAUACCAGCCUUCUCUCUGGAUAAAUAAAAAACUAAUCGGUUUGA